AUGGAGAUCAGCAGACAAGAUACCAGUGAAUCUCAACAACGAAAUACAACACAGCACAGUUUACAUCAAACGAGCAAUUCCAUUGGUUUUUACAAUGUUCGGUAUGGCGACGAUGAUGAUGACGGUACCGACGAUGAACAACGUCGUGGGGCCUCUGCACUGUUUUGCUGUUCUCAAUGCAAAGCUUGCAUGUACGGCUUAUUGAUUGGUGCCUUGUUAGCUGGUAUUGCUUUAUCUGUUCUUUUGGUGUUGUACUUGAAGCCGGUCUCAAGUGAGUAUUCACGAUAG
This is a messenger RNA of Adineta ricciae, 288 nucleotides long. Lineage: Eukaryota; Metazoa; Rotifera; Eurotatoria; Adinetida; Adinetidae. The record is from the annotation of a GenBank genome assembly.